AUGUAUUCAGUUGAACCAGUUAUUGUUCAACAACUAUUCAAACAAAUUUUUUAUAUCAUUAAUGCCCAGGCUUUUCGUGGUUUACUUGUACGAAGUGAUUGUUGUAAUUGGAGUAAAGCUCUGCAAAUUCGAUAUAACUUGAAUCAUUUAACAGAAUGGUUACGUGAUCAAAAUUUACAAGAAAGUGGUGCUGCUGAUUGUCUUCUUCCAUUAACACAAGCUGUUCAAUUAUUUCUCUGUAAAAAAGAUGAAGUCAGCAUUAGUAAUGUUUGUACAAAACUUACAAUUGUUCAAGUAACAAAAUUAUUAAGUUUGUAUAAAUCAAUGGAUGAUUUUGAUGAUCAAGUAACUCCAGCAUUAAUUAAACGAGUAUCUGAUUUAUUAAAGCAACAAAGACUUGGUUCAACAAAAGAUCAAGCAAAAAUUGAUUAUGAACAACAAGAAAAUUUUGAUCUUUCCUAUACAUUUCCACUUGUAUAUCCUUAUGUUCCAUCAACAGUUUCACUUGAUCAAUUGGAUAUACCAUCUGAACUUCAUCUCGAUUUUCUUUCACUUGUUUAA
This is a messenger RNA of Rotaria sp. Silwood1, 561 nucleotides long. The record is from the annotation of a GenBank genome assembly. Lineage: Eukaryota; Metazoa; Rotifera; Eurotatoria; Philodinida; Philodinidae.